AUGACGCACCGUAACCAGCAUCUGGUACGUUACAUAUGGCUAUGCCUCGAAAUUUCACAGUAUCCGCCUUGUGCAUCUUGGGGUGUCGCCGACGAGGACAAUAGGCUCGUUGCAGAGGCAAUCGAGAGCUUAUUUUCAAGCCUUAGCACUUGGCAGCCGCUUGGUGAUCUUACUCUUGAUCUCAGUGUCUAUUCACCCUCUGAUGCGCGAGAUCCGUUUUCGAGAUAUCUGACAUUUGAGCCUGAUCUGAAUCCAAAGGAUUGCCCCUACGCUCAAGACAUACAUGAAGAUUCCCCGGGAAUCCCUCCACAAAGUCGGAUUGACAAGCUCGCUCUCAUCAGACUCUUCGAUGAUGUUCUGUUGGGCGAUGGAAAUAGUCGUGAGCUUGACAAUAUCGUCUAUUGGUUCACUGGCCGGGCAGCCACGGAUCCAGACUUUCCUGGAAGACCUCACAUACUGUCAGAUUAUGAAGCAUUCAACCGGAUGUUGACCGAACUAGAGCAGUCUACGCCAGAUUAUCACGGAUUAGUGAAGUGUUGGGAGCAAAUGCCUUCGGUGCCAGCGGUGACCCGCAUGCUUCUCCUCACGUCACAGCUGCUGCGACCUGACGCCGAUCGACAUCAGCUGGAAGAAAUGCUUCGGGAAGCAGCGGUGGUAGCUCUGCGGAUGCCGCAGCUUCAGACUCUGGAAAUCUGGGAAGGGCGGAAGGGACUGGCCGCACUCUUCAAGUAUCAGUCUCGGCUUCCACGUCUUACAUGGAAGGCUACAUGGGAUUUCAGCAUACCAGACUCCGUAACUAGGGCUUGGGACGAGGUGUCGAUGAUGUCUUGUGGUCGUGAUUGCGCUGUUGUCAAGCAAGUUUUGGAUGGCAGAGCGAUCAAGUCCCAUGCGGAUUCAAUCGUGCAAUUGCAGCUUUCACAGACGAUAGUGCGGCCAGUCUCGUUGCAACAAAUCAGGCGGGAGCAGAGAUACCUUGACCCUUGA
This is a messenger RNA of Clonostachys solani, 984 nucleotides long. Lineage: Eukaryota; Fungi; Ascomycota; Sordariomycetes; Hypocreales; Bionectriaceae. The record is from the annotation of a GenBank genome assembly.